GUUGGUGCGCUCACUCUGGUGGUAUAAAACCUCUCUAAUUCCCUUGCCAGCGGCCGAAUUCCCAGCCCCUCUCUCUCUCCUCUCUCUCUCUCUCUCUCAUUUUCUAGAAGAAAGAAAGAAAGAAAGAAGAUGGCGAGCACCGAACCCGAGCACGAGCACAGAGAGGACGAGGAAGCUCCCGCCAACGAGGAUGAGGACACCGGCGCUCAGGUAGCCCCGAUCGUCAAGCUCGAGGAGGUCGCAGUCUCCACCGGAGAGGAGAACGAAGAGCCCAUCCUGGAUCUGAAAUCGAAGCUCUACCGUUUCGAUAAAGAUGGUAAUCAGUGGAAGGAGAGAGGCGCUGGUACCGUCAAGCUCCUCAAGCAUAAGGAGACCGCAAAGGUUCGCCUCGUUAUGAGACAGUCCAAGACCCUCAAGAUCUGCGCCAACCAUCUCGUUCUUCCGACAAUGUCGGUGCAGGAACACGCUGGAAACGAGAAGUCGUGUGUCUGGCACGCCACUGAUUUUGCCGAUGGUGAAUUGAAGGACGAGCUUUUCUGCAUUAGAUUUGCUUCUAUUGAGAAUUGCAAAUCCUUCAUGGAGAAGUUUCAAGAAGUUGCUGAAUCCCAAAAGAAGACAGAGGAAAACAAAGAUGCAUCUGUAGCUGCUGGGCUUCUUGAGAAGUUGAGCGUUGAAGAAAAGAAAACUGAGGAUAAAGCAGAGGAAGAGGUGCCCGUUGCAGCUGAAAAGGAAACUAAAAGUGAUUUAGAAAAAACUGAGAAGAAAGAUGAGGAGCCUGCUUCCUCCACUUGAAGAGGAUGUGAUUUUAAUGACAUUAAUACCUGGCAAUAUGAUGAGGUUGGUUGGCUGACCUUUUUCCCAUCCAUGUAUUAAACGAUGCAAUUUAUUGGAUUGUGAUUUAUGGGCA
Messenger RNA from Juglans microcarpa x Juglans regia, 907 nucleotides. RefSeq names its product ran-binding protein 1 homolog a-like. Gene Ontology annotation, biological process: nucleocytoplasmic transport. Lineage: Eukaryota; Viridiplantae; Streptophyta; Magnoliopsida; Fagales; Juglandaceae. The record is from RefSeq and is a predicted model, not a curated record. Gene Ontology annotation, molecular function: GTPase activator activity. Gene Ontology annotation, cellular component: cytoplasm; nuclear pore. The transcript is spliced from 4 exons. The coding region runs from base 130 to 792 and encodes 220 amino acids.